UUACUAUGUCACUAUCAUUUUAUGCUAUUAAAAUAGACAUUUUAAAAAUUAAAUUGCUGCUAAAUUGUUCUUAUAAAAUGAGACGGAGGGAGCAUAAAUUUUCUCAUUACCUGUAGCGCGCAUAGCAAAUUUAGCAAUAGAUAUUUGAGGCAAAUUUAGAAGAGCAAAUAAAAACUUUGGGCAAUAUAACUGAUAUUGCAUUCUCUAGGGCCAUUCUACAAUAUAUGACAAGUAUAUGAGCCCACCGAUUACCAAUUCGGGCACCAAAAGAUAUUCCCGCUCAUUUCCUCUCUAAUCACUAUAUAAUAGUAAGUCACACUGAUACAUACGCUGAAUCCUUCACAAUUCACAAAUGUCUUCUCUUCCCUCUUGAUACUACAAACACUUUCCCUCCCUUUUGGGUCAAAUUCUUCAAGUCCAAGGUUAUUUGAAUUACGACGGAGACUAAUCAAGGUAAAGGUGAAACUUCUGUAUAGUGGAAGAGAAGGAAGUAGAGGAAACUGGAGGUGCAUGAGGUGGUGAAAACGGUUAAGCAUCUUUCAAAAAAAAAUAUCUGGGUGUUUGUGAAAUAAGGAAAAGUAUUUGAUUUUUAGCCUUGUUACUUCUGAAAGGGAGUUUUUAUAGGCUGUACCAGGGGAAGUGUAUAACUUUGUUAAGAAUGGAGUCUUUAUGGAAGUUAGUGCAUUUGCUUGGACCAUCACACAUUGCUCUUAUUCUGACUGCCAUAGCCGUGUCAUAUGAAUCUGCGUUCCGGGCACUAAACUAUGUCAAAGAAAUGGAGAGAAAUCUUGAUUUGUCUGAAGCAUCAGUCACCUUAGACAGGUCUCAAGCUCUUAUGCUCCCGGUAGUGAGCUCUUGCAGCUUGCUUAUGUUGUUCUAUUUUUUCUCUUCUGUCUCACAGUUCCUCACUGUGUUUAUUGCAAUUGCCUCAACAUCAUCUCUUUACUUUUGCCUAUUCCCUUAUAUUGCCCAAAUCAGGUCUCGUUUCGGCUUAGCUGACCCUUUUAUAUCUCAAUGUUGUUCGAAUCCAUUUACUAGGAUCCAAGGCCUUCUGAUGUUGCUAUGCAUUGUCAUGGUAAUAAUGUGUCUUGUCUCUGGGCAUUGGAUACUGAAUAAUUUGUUGGGCAUCUGUCUUUGUAUUGCUUUUGUGAGCCAUAUUCGCCUUCCUAACAUUAAGAUUUGUGCAAUGCUCUUUGUAUGCGUUUUUGUAUAUGACAUAUUUUGGGUUUUCUAUUCCGAGAGAUUCUUUGGCGCAAAUGUCAUGGUGUCUUUAAUAACCCGGCUAGCAUCCAAUCCUGUACACACAGUGGCGAAUAGUUUGAGCCUUCCUGGAUUGCAGUUGAUAACCAAAAAAGUCAACUUGCCUGUCAAGAUUAUUCUCCCCAGAAAUUUACUGGGUGGUGUAGUGCCUGGAUAUGCUGCUGAUGACUUCAUAAUGUUGGGUCUUGGUGACACGGCUAUUCCUUCUAUGCUUUUAGCAUUGGUUCUCUGUUUUGACCAUAGGAAGAGCAGGGGCUCUGAAAACUUCUCGGAUCUACCACUUCGAAAGGAGGAUAUAUCAUCUCCAAAGGGGUUUAAGUACAUAUGGUAUGGCCUAGCAGGAUAUUCAAUUGGGCUGGUUACUGCCUUAGCAUCUGGUAUUUUGACUCACUCGCCACAACCAGCACUUCUAUACUUGGUACCAUCAACUUUGGGGCCGAUAAUUGUCAUAUCAUGGAGGAGAAAGGAACUAGCAGAGCUGUGGGAAGGAUCACCACCAAACAUAAAUGAGAAAACUCAUUUUGCAGAAGUCUGAGCCCUUGCAUUCCCCACAUGAAGCUUCAGCUAGGAGGGCGCAUCGAAACCUGUAAAUUUACUUGGUAUAAUUACAACCCCAUCUGUUGGAUAUUUGUACAAUUUUUUGGACCAUUCAAGUCUUGUGUAAUACAAGGCCUCCAUGAUUGAGACAGCAACAAGCCUCAGACUUGUAUUUCAGUGACAAAUGCUAAUAUUUCUAGUAGUGGAGUUA
This is a messenger RNA of Capsicum annuum, 2008 nucleotides long. Its product is annotated as signal peptide peptidase-like 1. NCBI's taxonomy places the organism in Eukaryota, Viridiplantae, Streptophyta, Magnoliopsida, Solanales, Solanaceae. The record is from RefSeq and is a predicted model, not a curated record. Gene Ontology annotation, molecular function: aspartic endopeptidase activity, intramembrane cleaving. The transcript has 4 exons. Gene Ontology annotation, cellular component: Golgi-associated vesicle membrane; cytoplasmic side of endoplasmic reticulum membrane; lumenal side of endoplasmic reticulum membrane. Gene Ontology annotation, biological process: membrane protein proteolysis. The coding region runs from base 659 to 1795 and encodes 378 amino acids.